Molecule: messenger RNA, 4171 nt
Organism: Prunus dulcis (almond)
Lineage: Eukaryota; Viridiplantae; Streptophyta; Magnoliopsida; Rosales; Rosaceae
Product: disease resistance protein RPV1-like
Exons: 4
Coding region: 108-3638 (1176 amino acids)
Biological process (GO): defense response; signal transduction
Molecular function (GO): ADP binding
Source: RefSeq, a predicted model, not a curated record
CCCAAGGUAGCAGGAAACUGCUUCGCAUAUACGAUGAUCAAACUCUUUGACUAUAUAUUAGUACCAUUUCCAACCCUCUCAGCCUGUUUAGUUUAACUUUCAACAAAAUGGAUUCAAACACCACUGAAUUAUUAGGAGCUCCUUCCCCUCCUUCUUCCUCGUCUUCCACCAAUUCGUGGACAUAUGAUGUCUUUCUCAGCUUUAGAGGUGAGGACACACGCUACAACUUCACAGAUCAUCUACACAAAAAUUUGGUCCAGAAAGGUAUCAGAACCUUCAUCGAUGAUGAGCUCCCAAGAGGAGAAGAAAUAUCACAAGCACUUCUUGAUGCAAUUGAAGGAUCGAGGUGUUCCAUCGUCGUAUUCUCUGAAAACUAUGCAUCCUCGAAGUGGUGCUUGGAUGAACUUGUUCAUAUCAUUCAGUGUAGAAAAUCAAAGCAACAGAUGGUUUGGCCAGUUUUCUACAAAGUAGAUCCCUCAGAUGUAAGGAACCAAAGAGGUAGUUAUGGUGAGGCACUUAAUAACCAUGAACGCAAAUUCAAAGAAGAGAAACUUACUAACCAUGAUGAAAGUAAGUUCGAGGACAAUAUGAAGAAGGUGCUGAGAUGGAAGGAAACCCUUACAAAAGCUGCAAAUUUGUCUGGGUCGCAUUACUUGGAGAGCCGUGAAACUGAAUUUAUUCAGAACAUUGUCAACGAGAUUUCCUUACAAGUAUUAAAUGAUACCCACAUCAAUGUGGCAAAAUACCAAGUCGGAAUAGAGGCUCGUGUACAAGAUCUUCAUAAAGUUUUAGAUGUUGACGGAAAUGAUGUUCGCAUGGUAGGAAUAUGGGGGAAUGGUGGAAUAGGAAAGACAACUGUUGCUAAAGCUGUUUAUAACUCACUGGCCCAUAUGUUUGAAGGGAGUUGUUUUCUGGAAAAUGUCAGAGAAAGAUCAUUACCAUAUGGAGGCCUAGUCGACCUACAAAAUCUUCUUCUUUAUGAGAUUCUAAGGGGAAAGGAAAUAAGGGUUACCAGUGCCGAUAAAGGAAUCAAUGUGAUAAAGGAAAGGUUGAGUCGUAAAAAGGUUCUCUUAAUUGUUGAUGAUGUGGAUCAUUUGGACCAGUUAAACAACUUAGUUGGAGGGUGCGAUUGGUUUGGUUUGGGCAGUAGAAUUAUCAUAACAACAAGAGAUAAGCAUUUGCUAACUUGUCAUAGAGUUAGUAUAAUCUACGAGGCAAAGAAAUUAAAUUAUCAUGAAUCUCUUGAUCUCUUCUUUAGUUGGAAUGGUUUUACAAGAACUAGAAAUUUGGAUGAUGAUUAUGUGGAACGUGCAGAAUUUGUGGUGGACUAUGCUGGAGGUCUUCCAUUAGCUCUCAAGGUUUUAGGUUCACAUCUAUGUGGUAGAAGCAUUGAUGUGUGGCAUGAUGCAUUGGAUGGUGCUCUUCACUCAGACAUUCAAAAAACUCUCAAAAUAAGCUAUGAUGCACUGGAAGAUUUGGUGAAAGAAGUUUUCCUAGACAUAGCAUGUUUCUUUAAAGGCAAAGAUAUGAACAAUGUGAUAUCGAUCCUGGAAGGUUGUGACCUCAAGCCUAAGCAUGCUAUUGAAGUACUCGUAGAAAAGGCCCUCAUAUAUAUUGAACAAAACAAAAUUUGGAUGCAUGACUUGCUAGAAGAAUUGGGUAGAGGUAUAGUUCAUCAAGAGUCACCAAAUGAGCCAGGUGAACGUAGCAGAGUGUGGUUUCAUGAGGAUGUUCAUCGUGUUUUAACAGAAGGAACAGGAACAAAUAAUGUUAAAGGCAUCAUAGCAAAGUGUCCGACACCAGAUGACAUAUGCUUGAGUGAUGAUAGCUUCUCAAAGAUGAAAAACCUUCGACUUUUCAUCAAUGUUAAUGCACGAUUUUCUGGUGAUCACGUGGAUUAUCUCUCUAAUGAGUUGAGGUUCCUUCAUUGGCCUGAAUGUCCUUUACAAGUUUUGCCAUCUACUUUCAAUCCAAGGAAACUUGUUGAACUUUAUAUGCCAUGUAGCCGCUUGUCACAACUUGGAGAAGGACUCAAGAGGUUGCAAAAUCUGAAAUCUGUAAAUUUGGAGAACUGCCAGUUCCUAACAAAAACCUCAAACUUCUAUGGAAUUCCAAAUUUAGAGUUCUUGAACCUAGAUGGCUGUACAAGUUUAGUUCAUGUUGAUCCUUCUGUUGGAUUCCUCAAAAAGCUUAUUCGCUUGAGUCUUAAAGGAUGUUGUAAACUUACGAUACUUCUCAGAAGUAUUGACUUGAAAUCUCUUGAAUCUAUCUAUCUUAGUGGCUGUCGAAAGCUUGAGAAUUUCCCUGAAAUUGAGGGAAAGAUGGAAUCUUUAACAUGGAUGGAUAUAUCACACACUGCCAUCAAAGAAUUGCCUUCAUCAAUUGGAUAUCUCACUGGUCUGAAAACUUUACUUUUACUUGGAUGUGAAAACCUUACAAAUCUUCCAGGCAGCAUUUAUGACAUGAAACAACUAAAGGUUUUCUACCUUCGUGGAUGCCCAAAACUUGUUGCAUUUCCAAAUCAGUCAACUUCCGAAGUUUCAACGAGUGCAGAAUCUGUUCCUUCGGUGCUUCCAGCUAACAUAAACGUUUCACCUGACAGUUGUGGCUCUUUAUUGCUUCCAAAUCUGGAGGAGUUAGAUGUCAAAGGAGGCAAUUUAUCAGAAAUCAAUUUCCUUGGGACUCUUCAUUGUGCGUCCACCUUAUUCAGACUUGAUCUAUCAGGAAGCAAAUUUGUCACUUUCCCUAUAUGCAUUAGCAAAUUCGUCAGCUUGAGGAUACUUGACUUGCAUGGCUGCAACAAGCUUGUGGAAAUUCCAGAACUUCCACCGAAAAUAGGAUGGCUAGAUGCAUGUGAUUGCGUAUCAUUGGAAAGAUUUUUGAAAUUGUCGAACAUUUUGGAAUGUAAAGAGUCACAAAUGAUUCGUUGGAUGGACUUGUCUAAUUGUCAGAGAUUGUGUCGCAAUCUGGCUCAUGGUGUGGCAAAGACGAAAAAUGUUUUAGUGAAUGAUCAGGGUGCUCUCUUUUCUUAUCUCUUUCUAAUAUCUUCUCAGCAAUCUAAAUUCCAAGUUGUAUUUCCUGGAAAUGAAGUUCCAAAGAGGUUCAUCUGUCACAAGGAUCUGGAGGAGGUUGAAAGAUAUUGUGAAUUUUAUAUGGAAAUCCCUGAAAAUUUCAAAUGGCAAAAUAGUGGAUUGGCUCUCUAUGCUGCUGUUAAGAAAACACAAGAUGCACCUUAUCCUUGCUAUAUAAAUAAUAAUGGAUCUCCUUACUUCAUAGUCGAAUUUUACGUCAAUGAAAAGCGCAUUCACUUAAUUAGGUCUGAUUUUGGUUCAACAAUAUUAGAGUCAGAUCAUGUGUGGCUGUACUACAUUCCAUUCUGCAAGAUGGAGUUUGAUGAGUCUGCAUAUCCGAAACCUCCUUUUAAAUGUCGAGUUAGUUUUGAACUUCCUUUCAACAGUUCUCUGUGUGUUAAAAGCUUCGGGGCACACCUUGUAAUGCCAGAGUAUGAAAACGUCUCAACAUCUAUGGAGGGAUUGAUCCAUGAAGGUACUAGUAAAAGAGAAAUUAUUGGUGAAGAUAUUGGUUCUCCGGUGGAAGAUGACUACUUAAGCUGUGAAGGUGAUGAAGAGUUGGAUUAGAAAUUGAUUUCUUGAGACUUUUGGAUUGUGCGUUGAUAUGAGGUAUACUUGAUAUGUCGGAAGGCAAUUUUGUUAGUCUUAUGCAUUAGAAAUUUGUUAACUUGUUGAAGCUGAACUCGUGUGCUUGCACCAGCCUUCUAGAAUUCAUAUUCAUUCAUUUUGGUGUUGGUUUUGUGCAUUCCUGCUCUUUUUCCAAAUGAGAUUGUAGGAGUAGGGAGUGGUCAUAAGCAGCAGGUUAUUAGUUGAUUCAACUGGUACCGGUAGAUGAUGCACAGUAGGGAGUAUUAAUUUAUAUUUCCCAACUAAUAUUUGCAUCAUUUACUGCUUCAAGCCUUAUCUUGCUAAUCUUGCAAUUCUUUGGGAGUUGAAUCUCCUUCAGUCUGUGAUCACAGUAUCUUCUUGUGUCUGCCAUUUUGGGUGGCUUGCACUGUCUUUCUUGUUUUCUGGGCUGCUGCUCAGCUUUUUUUCCUCAGUCUUUGCUUCUUGCUGCUUGGUUUGGGGGUGAUUUAUUUAUGGUGCUUUGGCUAUCCUUA